Messenger RNA from Gavialis gangeticus (Gharial), 3109 nucleotides. It is a transcript of the gene PBLD, whose product is annotated as phenazine biosynthesis like protein domain containing. The transcript is spliced from 9 exons. Gene Ontology annotation, molecular function: isomerase activity. Gene Ontology annotation, biological process: biosynthetic process. Gene Ontology annotation, cellular component: cytoplasm. The coding region runs from base 69 to 935 and encodes 288 amino acids. Lineage: Eukaryota; Metazoa; Chordata; Crocodylia; Gavialidae. The record is from RefSeq and is a predicted model, not a curated record.
GGAGAAUAAUUAACCCCGGGCGGGGAGGAGGGUGGGAGGCCUCGCGCUCCUGGGCAGUUGCGGACGCCAUGCGGGUGGCGGUGUUCACUGUCGAUGCUUUCACGGCGGAGCCGUUCGGUGGGAACCCGGCCGCGGUCUGCCUGCUCCACGGUGACUUAGAUGAAGACAUGCACCAAAAAAUUGCAUCAGAAAUGAACCUCUCAGAAACUGCUUUCAUCAGAAAACUGCACACCAAAGAUGACUUUACCAAAAGUUCCUGCUUCGGAUUAAGGUGGUUCACACCAACUAAUGAGGUCCCUCUUUGUGGUCAUGCAACCCUAGCAGCGGCUGCCGUAUUAUUCAAUAUACAAAAAAACAUGAAUUCAUCUCUGACUUUUGUAACACUGAGUGGAGAAUUAAAGGCUAAACAAGAAAAAGAUCAUAUUGUCCUGGACUUACCUCUUUAUUCAACCUACCCACAGGAGUUUCAGGAAGUAGAAGAGCUAGUAAAGACAGCAGUAGGUCAUAUGGUUGUUCAAGACCUUCGCUAUUCUCCUGACACAAAAAAACUCCUAGUCCGUCUCAGCGAUACUUACGAAAGGUCUGUCUUGGAGAAAUUGAAAGUGAAUGCCCAAGAUCUUGUGCCAGCUGAGAAGACAGGAAAGGUGAAAGGGUUAAUACUGACGCUUAAGGGAAGUUUGAGUGAAAAACAUAAAAAUUACGACUUUUAUUCCCGAUACUUUGCACCAUGGAAUGGAGUUCUGGAAGAUCCUGUUACAGGAUCUGCCCAUGCUGUUUUAGGCAGCUACUGGUCACAGCACCUUGGUAAAACUGAAAUGCUUGCUUGUCAGUGUUCUCACCGUGGAGGGGAAAUGAAGAUAUCACUACAGAGUGAUGGAAGGGUUGACAUCACUGGUCAAGUAGUUAUUGUCUUAACAGGCAAUUUGACAUUCUGAAGGGAAUCAGCACUAACAGCUCCAUCUGUCUGAGCUUCAAAUUAUUCAAAUGGUAUCUGGUUAUAUUUUGGUCUUAAAGUGCAACUCAUCAUCACUGUCUUGUGGAACCCUUAAUUCUUAAUUGUUUCCUCCCCACUUCAGAGAUUACUUGAAAAUUGUCAUUCAGGUUUUCAGGGUGUUCAGUGGAUUUCUCUUGAUCCUCCCGUAUCCUUCUAAACUAAAUGAUUCUUUUUUGUUUCUUUUAAAUCCCAGAUUUUUUCUUGCCUUGUGCCUUUCUGCAGGUAUAGAGUCUUUUCUCACACUGUCCAGUAACAGUCUUCUUGUAUUCCAACUCCUGUGAUCUCCUUUUUAUGUUCAGACCCAUCUUAAAAGCUAUUUCUGGUCUCUUUCACUCGCUCAUAAAAUAAUUAAGUCCUUUCUUCAUGUUCAGUCUCUCUUCCUGAAGUCUGACUAUUGUUCCUCUUUUUUCCUUUUCCCUGCAUCCUGUCUUCAAUAAUUUACUUGAUUUAAAAUGCGAAAACUAAUUGUAUGUGAAAUCCUCUUUCUUUCUUCUCUUUUUAAUUAUGCUUUUCAAGAAUGAAUUAUAUUGAAGAAGCUCGUAACAUUAAAUCUUGAUAUGAAAUUUUUGGUUGAAGAACACAGAUGGCUACACUAAGCUACUUCUAUUAAAUGCUUCAAAAUCUGAAGCUUUCCUCCUAGUUCAGAAGUCCUUUCUGCAAUGUCCUCUCUGUGCAACAUUAUCUCUAAUCUUAUGUCAGCUAUUUUCUUGAGUCUUUACUUUGCUGCUGUUUUGGUGUUCUCUCAAUUCAUCAUUUAGGAAUAGAAGACUCUUUCAGUUGUCAUGGCCAGUUUAUCUACCACUCUUUCUUCCUCUUUCCAAGUCACCUUUUUUCUAAAUUUUGCUUUAAGUCUUUCAUUUUUUUCUUUUAUUUUGUAAUCAUCUCUCAGAGUGUACAGCAUUUUUAAUUCAAAGGUAUUGUCAUCCUGCAUGAUCAGUUGGCAGUAAUUUACAUGGCUUAUAUAUAGUGCAGAGAUUGGCUGGCUAUACUUAAGGUGAACUCCAGUACUGUCAUUACUUCGUGAUUUUCAUCUUGAUAAUCUCCAAAGCACCUGGAGAUGAGUAAAGAUGUACAAAUUUCAGAUUUCAUUUUAAAAAGUAAGUUUCUCACCCUCAUAGUUGCAUAUAGAAUAUUGAUAAUGUGACUUGAAUAUCUUAAAGGCUCACAGCCAGAAGGUAAACAAAAGGAACCUCCAAUUAAAAAUAAAAUAAAAAAUCUCACAUGUGCUUUGAGCCUGGCUUAUGAAUUUUGAAUAUUUGAAGUUUUAGUACUGAAACUCAAACAUGAGGGAGGGCACUGGAGUCAGCCUAGGAGGAGCAUGUCUUGCAGCAAAUUGAAAAUAACCUGCCCACUUUUGGAGAUGCACUGCUCACUCAAGACCCCUGGUAGACCAGCAAAUGUAGGCAUCUUGCUUUGCUUCAUUCCCCAUUGCAGGCAGGUUACUCAGGGAGUGAGAGUGACCCACAAUCUAAUCUGAGAAAUGUUUUUAGAAAAACUCCUUUAGAAUGUUGAUGCAUAAAAAAGCAAUUAUUGUUCACCUGUCCAGAUUUAACAAAUAGACAGUACAGCUUUCUCCCCCAAGGGGACUAAUAAUCAACAAAGCCCAAUAACUUUUAAAUGUGCCUGCUAUCUAAAUCUUCCUGACCAAACCAAUAUACUUGCUGCUUAAUGCAGUUUUUUUGUAGUUUAUUUUUUCUUAGUCUCCAUUUCUGUUCAGUAUAGAAAAAUCAUCAGAGCUCAGGUGGGAGACUCUGCAGUAAUGUGUUUGUAAUCAACAGAUUAGUUAAUCAGCUAUGAUUUAUUAAUGAUGAAUUAAUUAUACCUGAUUGUGCAGUUCUGCUGGCUAAAUGGAGCUUUAAAGGGGUUAUUUUAUUAAUCAUCACUGUGCUAAUUGCAGACACUUACAGGAGGAUCACUAAUUAAACAUGCAACCAUAUGCAAAACAAGCUAGGCUGCUGAGUGCGGCAAGAAUAAGAACACUCAUUUUCUGACUAACAAACUUUAUUUUCCAUGAAAUAUUAUGUAGUUGACCUGGUGAUGCUAAUUACUCACCAAGAAUUAUUUUAAUAUGUUACACAUUUUCAGUCAGCAAAAAAAGGAAAUUGAUCUUUAAAC